AUGAGCACACAUUGGCAAUCGCUGAAUAAAAUAACAAAAGCAGUUGGCAAUACUCUGGCUAAGAUAUGCUUUGGUCAGCUCGAUGUACUGAGAAUUCUCAGCCAGUGCUCAAUGAAAACAUGGCUAUGGAAGGUCAAAAGAAUUUUGAGAGACAUAUAUAAAAAGGAUACUAAAUAUCAUACCGGCUCGUACCGCGCUGAGUUUUUGGGCACUUGGGAACUUAGCGAUAAAUCAGAUACUGAGUACCGAGACAGAUUAAAACUGAAAGAAAUCAUUGAAAUAGGACACUGGAAUGUAAGAACUUUAAAUUAUACGGGAGGUCUGCAUCUUGUAAUAAAGGGAUUUGAAAGAUACACAACAAAAGAUAGAGAUGGGAAGAUAAUAACAGAGUGCAAAGAAAUUCUGAAAAAAUAG
Messenger RNA from Helobdella robusta, 414 nucleotides. RefSeq lists its product as hypothetical. The coding region runs from base 1 to 414 and encodes 137 amino acids. The record is from RefSeq and is a predicted model, not a curated record. Lineage: Eukaryota; Metazoa; Annelida; Clitellata; Rhynchobdellida; Glossiphoniidae. The transcript has 2 exons.